GAUUUUUUUCACGCGAGACUUGCAUGUAUCCACGUGAUCUGACCUUUUCUAUACUUUCGCCAUCGCCGGUGAGGGAAGGGCAUUGGAGUCAAACUGAAAUUAUCAAGAUGUCCAACUCAAUAGUAACAGCCUGUCGAACCAACUUGUUCGGCAAUCCCUUUUUCACAAAUGCAAAGUGUGAGAGCCAAGUGAGUCCAACCCGGACUAUUGCAGCGGCGGCUCCAGAGGAGACCAGCUGUGAGUUUGGCUCAUUGAAAUAUUAUGCUCUUUGUGGCUUUGGAGGAUUGUUGAGUUGUGGCCUGACACAUACCGCUGUUGUCCCCCUCGACUUGGUCAAGUGCAGAAUCCAGGUGGAUGCUGCCAAAUAUGGGAACAUUGUCAAAGGUUUCAAAGUCACACUUGCAGAGGAAGGAGUGAGAGCUUUAGGAAAGGGAUGGGCUCCCACACUUGUGGGUUAUUCCAUGCAAGGAGUUGGAAAGUUUGGCUUUUACGAGCUGUUCAAGAUCUUCUACUCCGGAAUGCUUGGGGAGGAAAACACUUACCUGUGGCGAACAAGUUUGUAUCUGGCUGCCAGCGCUUCUGCUGAGUUUUUUGCUGACAUUGCCCUGUGCCCCAUGGAGGCCAUCAAAGUACGUAUUCAGACUCAACCGGGCUGGAGCACCACACUGCGUGAGGGAUUCCCCAGAAUUCUCAAGGAAGAGGGCGUCUCUGGGUUCUACAAAGGCCUUGUUCCACUGUGGGCCCGUCAGAUCCCAUACACAAUGAUGAAGUUUGCUUGCUUUGAACGCACAGUCGAGCUUUUGUACAAGAAUGUGGUACCAAAGCCACGUUCAGAGUGCACCAAGGGAGAGCAGCUUGUUGUCACAUUUGCCGCCGGUUACAUUG
Messenger RNA from Aplysia californica (California sea hare), 885 nucleotides. Its product is annotated as phosphate carrier protein, mitochondrial. Gene Ontology annotation, cellular component: mitochondrial inner membrane. The record is from RefSeq and is a predicted model, not a curated record. Gene Ontology annotation, molecular function: phosphate transmembrane transporter activity. NCBI's taxonomy places the organism in Eukaryota, Metazoa, Mollusca, Gastropoda, Aplysiida, Aplysiidae. Gene Ontology annotation, biological process: mitochondrial phosphate ion transmembrane transport.